Molecule: messenger RNA, 393 nt
Organism: Symbiodinium necroappetens
Lineage: Eukaryota; Dinophyceae; Suessiales; Symbiodiniaceae
Source: the annotation of a GenBank genome assembly
AUGAAUUUGCCGAGCCGUAGGGCUUUGCGGCGGGAGAGCAUCCAAUUGCAUGUGAUUUUUGACAAUUUGCUUGACAGUGGCGUUUCGAGCGACCUGGUGCAAGACAUAUUGAAAUCAAUCGCACGUGCGGCCAGCAAGCACCAGCACCAAGUAAUCUUCACCAUGCAAACCCGAGAAGCUCCAGAGUCAGUGGGCAACCUGAACGGCGCCACUACUCGCAUUGCGCCACAACAAGACCAUUCCUACGGAGCUUACAGAUGGAACGAGAAGGAAACGGUGCAGUUGAUCCAAACUUUGCAAACAGAUAAGCCGCAAGACGAGAUUCAGAUGAGUCUGAAAUUCCUGAUGAUAGCGGGUGGUGGCGUCCCCGGGAUACAGAGCUCUUCGCGCUAA